UUGCCGACGUAUCCAGCGGUAGGAUUGGCCUUGCAGGCCCGUGAAGUUCAGGAAUGGCCAUGGCUGUGAUGAGGGCCAGGAUAAAAAGCCAAGGUGCGUGCCUCAGCCUGGGAAUGCGCUGGCGUUGCUCAUUGCAGUGGCCGAGCACGGAGUCCCUGUCCGCCGCCCACGAGUUUUCGCGAGGAGUUCCCGGUCGGAAGGACCGCAACGGCGCACCGGCCCAAUCUUCAGACUUGUCCACUAACGCAAGCAGAUUGACCCUUUUCGCAUCCUGCGAGCUUAGUGAGGCAUCGAGCCAGCGCUGGUUGCAUGCUGGAGUCGCCUUGCGUGCCAGGGCACGAGAGGACAACAAUGCCGAGGACCGGCUCGAUCUCGAGGAGGCGGCGGGCCUUCACCCGUUGCAUGCCGGAGUCGCUCGGCGCGCCGGGGCUGCGCAAGAGGACCACAGUGGCCAGGACCGGCUCGAUCUCGAGGAGGUGGUCGCAGAAGCCGACAGGGUGCUGGAGGACAACGGCACGGUGAAAGAGACCAAAGCCGUCUUGCGAAAAGCGCAGAAGAUAUAUCCAGGGAAGUGGACCCUUUCAGGGAAGAAAGACGAGUUGCAACAAAAACUGCGCGAGUUUGUGGAGGAGGCCAAAGCAACCAAAAAGGGCUUGGAAGAGGAUUCCCACAGGGCACAGGUGACAAGCUGGCACCCUGGGCGUGGCGGAGUUGCUUCGCGCGCCAGCCCGCAGCAGGACAGUGGUGCGGAGGACUGGCUCGCCAAGAGCUGCGAGGAGGUGGAGGGCUUCAAGAAGGCCCAGGUGCCCAGUUGGGCAGAGGCUGUGCUGAUUGACGGCGGGCUGGAAGCAGACGAUGAGUUCAUCCAGCGGACGGUGACCGCACUGCGGCAGCAAGGCGUCACCGGCAAGUCCCUGCUGGAGCUGACACUGGACGAGCAGAUUGCAGCUGGAAUCCCACUGGGCCCUGCAAAACUGCUGACCAAGAAGAUCCAGUUGUUGCAGGAGCCCCAGGUUGAGCUCCCUCGUUUUAGCGCCACAGAUCUCUUGGACUUCGAAGACCGCUUUUUGAAUAGCCGAAUCAACAACAAGGAUGAGAGGCCGUUUCUAGAAAGGGAGGCGGUUGUUCGGAGUCUUGUGGAGCAAAUAGAACAGAUCCAAAGGAAUGGGACCAACAAGCCGACGGUCUUGGCCUUGUGGAGCCCAAGGGGCACCGGCAAGACAUCGCUUGUCCGACACCUGGCUUUGAAGGUCCCGAACUUCUCAGAAAGCCGAAGAUGUGGGCGGCUUUUAGUGGUUGAUGCGCGAGAGAUUCCAAAGUCAGCGUUGCAGGAAGCUCCCAGUAGGAUUGCUUCUGCAAUUGUCGUGUGGCACCUGUCACAGUUGCUGUGCGGGUACAGCAUCGAAGUGAGUGGGCUGGUGGUGAGUUUUAGGGGCAUGGACUUCAUUGCAGUGCUGGAGGCCCUCAAACGUACAUCGGUACGACGUGAAAUUGAUAGGUGCGACAGCUUCGAAGUUUGGCUUGGCUCAUUUUGUCGAAAGAAGCAGGGCGUCUUCGAGCAGUGGCUGUUGGUGACGGCUGCAGCCUUCAACGCAACACCAGACUGCGCUUGCUUGGUGUUCCUCGAUCAGGCAGAGCUGCUUGUGAAUCAUGAGGUCGAGGGACUGAGCCACCAUGGACAGAAAUCAGCUUUCACCGAAAUAUUUGGCGAAUUCCCGCAGAAGAUGGGCAUGUUUUCGGCAGGCACGGUGAAUAUCUUGACCGAUAGGCCAUCGGAGGAGUACACCUCGCUUAAGGUCCAGGAAGUACCGGCUCUGGCGCCAUUGUCGCUGCAAGCCGCCAGACGGGCCAUGGCAGAGUGGGGAGGCAUGCAAUACAAGAAGAAGGAAUUCGACAACAUUCACCUCUUCUCGGCUGGGGUACCCCGGCUUCUGGAGGCGGCAUUCCAGACCUGGGGUGAGUUGGCAUCAACUGCUCAGGUUGCACUCAAUGCCAUGUCGCAGGAGUUCAGAAGCUCGUAUGCGGAUGCAGCCCCCUACUUCAAUCAGCCAGAAGUGGCUUUGGCGUUGGUUCUUUGCUCGGCGGUUCGAUGGCCUGCAGAAGGCCACCAGCUUGUGCCCGGAACCUCAGUGAGGUGGUCAGACAUCUUCAGGGCCGGAGCAGCAUUUCCAAACAACAAGUCCGUACUGGUUCCACGGCUGUGGUGGUGUGAGGAUACCAAUAUCAAAGACGCCAUCCGAAACGAUUUGAAAGAGCUGAACAUUGACCUGGAGGGGCUCCUGCCAGAUUCCUUGCAGUUGCUCAACAGCCCAACAAGGGGUGCCACUGAAAGGGGGGAGAAGUGGGAAGAGCUGGUUGCAAAUUCCCUGGCAGCGCGGUUCCGCCUUCACUGCAUAGCAAGAAACCUGAUUGCUGAAGUCACCUGGGUCCCUUUUUUGAAGAUCUACCCUACGGAGGAUCCACAUUUGCGAGCUGUUUUGGAGCCUUUCGAAGUUUGCUGGAGUGAUGGUGUGGAACAUCCAAGCGGCCAAGGCAAUGAAGCAACUGUCAUGAGUGACGUUGGGAAGGCCAUCAAGUCCAACCGGAAUUUUGCAACGGCUCACCACGACCUUUUGAUCCCCGUGAGAUGCAAGGCAACUGGUAAGCUCGAGUUCAUUGCUGCGCAAUGUCGUUAUGGACAGAAAAAGGAUGCAGACGGCCUGAAGUUGCAGGACAAGGCGAAGAAGGACAACUUUGAGGAAAUGCAAAAUGUGUUGCUGCAGAUUUGCAGUGAGUCUGAAGGCUGGCAGUCCUUUACAAACAAGACAUGGGCCAGACGUCAGGAGGAGAAGAAAUACUCUCUCAUGAGUUGCGAGACUAUCAUUGCGCAGCUGGACGUGCUGAGGCUUUUGUGAGUGUACA
Effrenium voratum is the source of this 2901-nucleotide messenger RNA. Lineage: Eukaryota; Dinophyceae; Suessiales; Symbiodiniaceae. The record is from the annotation of a GenBank genome assembly.